Messenger RNA from Vitis riparia (riverbank grape), 619 nucleotides. RefSeq names its product cytochrome c oxidase subunit 6a, mitochondrial. Bases 56 to 352 code for a protein of 98 amino acids. Lineage: Eukaryota; Viridiplantae; Streptophyta; Magnoliopsida; Vitales; Vitaceae. The transcript has 4 exons. Gene Ontology annotation, cellular component: mitochondrial inner membrane. Gene Ontology annotation, molecular function: enzyme regulator activity. Gene Ontology annotation, biological process: mitochondrial electron transport, cytochrome c to oxygen. The record is from RefSeq and is a predicted model, not a curated record.
GCAAUAAAAGGGUUUGAAGCCAAGCGAGCCCUCCACGAUUCAGACAGAAUUGAAAAUGGCGAUGGCGAUGGUGAGAUCUGGUCUUCGAACAGCUCUUCGAAGCCGCACGCCGGCGGCUGCCCCCAAGAGGAACUAUUCUUCCUCUGCUGGCCACGACGAUGCCCGUGAGACUGCAAAAUGGGAGAAGAUUACUUACCUAGGCAUUGCUACAUGCACUGUCUUAGCUGUUGUUAACCUAUCAAAGGGUCAUCCCCACCAUGAAGAACCCCCUCGGUAUGAUUAUUUGCACAUUCGUAAUAAGGAGUUUCCCUGGGGUCCAGAUGGUCUUUUUGAGACGAAACAGCACCAUUGAUGGCAAUUUCUAGCAAUUAAGAUUGUUUAGUACAUUCCUCCUUUGUCAUCAGGGCUUUUAAGACUGCCUUGGAUAUUUGUCCGGAAGUUCAUGUAAGAACUUUGAUUAUGCCUUAAGGUGAUCCUUUUGGGACUGCAAUGUUGAUGCAGGGUGUUUUCUUUUUCUCUCUCUUUUUUGUUCUUCCUCUUUUGGCUGUGUUUCCGGAAUCUGCCAUCUCAUAAUCUUGCAGCUGAAUAAAGAUUUUAUGAACAUUUGGAAUGUCCUCAA